Messenger RNA from Colletotrichum spaethianum, 1101 nucleotides. RefSeq lists its product as uncharacterized. NCBI's taxonomy places the organism in Eukaryota, Fungi, Ascomycota, Sordariomycetes, Glomerellales, Glomerellaceae. The transcript has a single exon. Bases 1 to 1101 code for a protein of 366 amino acids. The record is from RefSeq and is a predicted model, not a curated record.
AUGGAGGCACCGGAUGCCGCUCGGCCCUCUUCACCGCCCCGUUUGUCGGCGGUUGACCCCGACCUCCCCGUCCGCCUCACGGACGCCACACCAGGUCCCACCACCAACACCGCCCUCUUUGCCCUCGCUCGCUUCGAGUUUGAGGUAGGCAAAGGCAACGAAGGCACCAAGAUUCUCAUGGUUGAGUGGGAUCCAUCGGCUUCUCCAACUGCCCAGUCGCCGUCUGCUGUGUCCUCGGCGUCGUCAACAUCCAAGGCCUGGGAAGUAUCGUGGGAUGGCAAGACAAACUACCUACCGGCUAGUGACAAGGUUACUGGAACAAAUAAGCGCGUGUACUUCCUGCUCCCUCCUGGUGCCACCAUUCCGUCCGUCGUUACCAUUUCUCACCCGGACGGUGCAACAUUUGUUACCAGGCCGUUGCCCGCCAUUUUCCCCUCAGGUCUGGGCACUGGCAACUCAGACGUUGGGACACGGGGCAUCCUCCAUACUAUCUGGGCCAAAAGGAGGUUUUCUGAGCUUGAAGAGGAGAUCGAAGUCGAGAUGAAGGCCAAUGCCGAAAGUGUCGGCCUAGUAAUGGUGCUUCAAGAAAGACAAUGGAUUGCCAGUUAUUUUGGUAUUACCCCCAAGAAGGAUGCUGGUGAGAACGCAACGACAACCGCAUCCCGGAUUCUGCCUAGCCCGCAUUCCCCCAGAGCGACAGUUGGCGGCAGACUCGGAGAGAAGCUCAAGGGAUUGAAACUGGCCACGUCUGCCGCUGAUUUGGCCGCUGGUAAGGCUGGUAAGAUGCCUGUUGGCGGCUACUUUGCCUUUCUACGAUCAACACAAACUGAUUCGAUGUCUACAGACAGCAACGCGCUCAUGCGUUCCAUACCCCUUUCUCCAGCAUCCAGUGAUAUGGCGGUCUCGUCCUUCUCGAAUUUUAUGCGACAGACAACGCGUGACCACCCACCGCCAGGGGGUUCGGUCUCGUUGAACACUGUUGUUAACAACAGUGGCCCCCCCUCGAAGCAGCAAGACCAAGACCAGGAAGACGAUCUAUUUGCGCUUCCUAUGAGCCCCCGGAGCCCUGACAUGAAACGAAGCCCAUUCAGCCUUGUCUGA